Messenger RNA from Trypanosoma rangeli, 957 nucleotides. RefSeq lists its product as uncharacterized. The coding region runs from base 1 to 957 and encodes 318 amino acids. The record is from RefSeq and is a predicted model, not a curated record. Lineage: Eukaryota; Euglenozoa; Kinetoplastea; Trypanosomatida; Trypanosomatidae. The transcript has a single exon.
AUGUCGUGCGCCGACGGCGUUGUUAUUUUUUUGGACGUUGACGGCGUGCUGCUCCCCGUGCCUCGCUUCACCUUCGGCGGCGGCGACCUUUGCGCACAAAGUGUUCGUGUUCUUCAGAAGAUUGUCAACGGUUGUGGCGGAGCGGAGAAAGUUACCAUUAUCCUCUCCUCCACGUGGCGCAACUUCCCCGAGCAGGUGCGGCGGCUGAAUGAAUUCAUGGAGAAGACGGUGGGGAGUAGCGUGCCGGCGGUUGCGGGAGGCACGCCGAAUGGGACGCCCAAAGCAACGGCUGUGACGUACUAUCCGGAUGACCCGUCGGAGCAGCGCCUUGUGAGGGACCGCGUAGAUGAAGUAAAGAGGUGGAUUCAUACACACAUACGGGAACACCCGGAGGCGAUUGGCGGUCGUUGGUUUGCGAUAGACGACAUGCUGCUGGACGUGGAUGACCGCAUGCGUGGCCAUUUUUUGAAGACAGAGACAGAGACUGGCCUCACAGAGGCAGAUGUGGCGCGGGCGCUUGAAAUUAUUGCCUCCUUCCCAGCACCAGCGGUGGCGGCGCAACACGCCGCGGCCGCGCUCGUUGACCCCGUCUUGAAGGACGAGGAGAUUGACAUUUUAGAAUCCCGUUGCCGCGAGUUGUCAGAGACGGUGAGUGAACUUCAAGAUUCCCUGCGGCAGUCGCGUGACGCGGUUGAGGCCCUGCAGUUGCAGCGCCGCGAGUGGGAAGCUGAGCAUAAAGAAAUGAUGCGUCGCUUUGAGGAUGUUAGUUAUCGUCUGGCGCGGUACGAUUUUGCCAGGAAGAACGAGGCACUCCGGGCGGCACUGGCGGUCCUCGAGAGCAAAACUGGGAAGGAGCGACGCGAGUUGGAGAGCCGCAUCAAAGUCCUUGUGAACCUCCUGCGAGAGAAAAAGGAGAUUGAAAAGACUGCGCGGAAGCGGCGGAAGAAGCUGCAAUGA